Sporothrix schenckii 1099-18 is the source of this 882-nucleotide messenger RNA. Its product is annotated as rhomboid protein 2. The transcript is spliced from 3 exons. The record is from RefSeq and is a predicted model, not a curated record. Gene Ontology annotation, cellular component: membrane. The coding region runs from base 1 to 882 and encodes 293 amino acids. Gene Ontology annotation, molecular function: serine-type endopeptidase activity. Lineage: Eukaryota; Fungi; Ascomycota; Sordariomycetes; Ophiostomatales; Ophiostomataceae.
AUGCCUUCCUCAUCGCCCCAGCCGAGGCGUUCCGGUAUCGCGGACCUCUGGACGCCACGCGGCUCGUCCUCUGCGUCGUCGACAUCACCAUCGGGCGCAUUCAACCCUGCACGCUCUACGCGUUCGUACCUUGCGCGCCUGCCACUGUUCACACGCGCUGUCGCCGCCUUGAUCGUGGCUCUGUAUCUUCUGGACUGGCUGCCGAUUUGGGACCUGCGCGCGUGGGGCGGCCUUGUCCCGUCGAAGCUGUCUUUUGCGACCCUCUACCGCACGAAUACCUUCCCCCUGAUACACAUGGGUUUGUUCCACGUGGUCGCAAACGUAGCGGCCCUGGUGCCACUGCUCGACCGGUUUGAGUGCGAGCAUGGCACGAUCACGACGCUGGCGCUGUUCUUUGGACCCUUCUCCACGCUUCCGGCAUUGAUCUACGUCUGCUUCGAACGCAUCUUCCGCAUGGACACGGCGGUGAUGGGUGCCAGCGUCUGGGUAUUCCUCCUCCUUGGCGUUGAGGCCAUUCGCACAUACCGCCAAAACCCGGCCCUGGUCAUCGCCUCUGUGCCCGUCCCGACCUGGGCCACGCCGCUUUUCUUCGUCUUUGUCAUUGCCGUCUUCAUCCCCAACACGAGCUUGCCAGGCCACUUGGCCGGCCUCGGCGUUGGCUACCUGUGUGGUCUCGGCUACCUCAAGUUCUUGUCCCCGCCCGAGUCGGCCCUUCGCUGGAUCGAGGCCCGUCUCAACCUCCUGGCACGCGUGCCGCACUAUGUCAGCGUCGACCAGAAGACGUACGGCCGUUUUGGAGUACUGCCGAGCGUAAACGCCGGCACAACAGGCGCAGCCCCGGCUAUCGGCCUCGUGGGCUCGACCCAGCGCCUGGGUCCUUAG